GAGAGAGCCCCACCUCGAUCAUCAUGUCUCUAAUGCCCAGGGCGUCCUGGGUCUAGGCGGUGGGUUUACGCACUUCUGCCACAUAUAAAAGCAUCGACUAUCAUCAGAGAAUUCAUCAGAGAAGUGUGACGAUCGGUGACAAUAAAAAAAAAAAAAAAUUUUCGUUUUUUUUUUUUAUAAAUCCGUGGCAAAGUGGUUGCCGUUAUUUUUUUGGAAUGAAGAUGCGGUUUACCCUGGUAUUACUGGGGUGCCUACUGAUCGUCUCCACUCACGGAGAACCAGUAAGGGAAAAAAAAGAAGCACCAUUGUCACAAUAUGGACCACCGGCAGCAUCUUAUGGUACACCUGACGUUGGCCUAAGUGAUUCCUAUGGUGCACCACCAUCGGGACCAUCGGGUGGUGGUGAUUUGGGAUCAUCUUUUGCCGGUGAUCAUAGCUCAAUUGGAGGUUCCUUUGACAGUGGUCAUGGUACAGAUUUGUCAACAAAUUUUGCACCAUCAUCUUCUUAUGGUGCUCCUGCACCAUCGUAUGGUGCACCAGCUCCAAAUUAUGGUCCACCAGCACCAAAUUAUGGACCACCAGCACCAUCGUAUGGACCACCAGCUCCAACUUAUGGACCACCAGCGCCACAAGGAAAAUGGGAAAAAAAAUUAACAUGGAAGCAAGAAUUAAAGCAAAUAUGGAAAACCGAAUCAAAACUCACUUGGAAGCAGGAGUGGCAAAAAAUUGAAGUUCCCGUUUGGAAAAAUGAGCAAGUCUCUGUUUGGAAAGAAAUUCAAGUUCCUCAAUGGAAGAAAGUACAAAAACCAGUUUGGAAGGAAAUUCAAGUUCCCAUUUGGAAGGACGUUCAGGUUCCAGCUUGGAAAAAAAUUUGGAAACCAAUUUGGAAACAAGUGCAAGUGCCAAUUUGGAAAGAAGUACAAGUACCGGAUUGGAAGAAAAUUUGGGUACCCGAGUGGAUUAAAAUUGGAAUUCCUGGCGAACGUAUUGUAGGCAAGGACAAUGAGGGUUGGCAAUACACGAGUCAUGAUCUUUGGAAAAAGAAACUCAUUUGGAAGCCAGUUUGGAAAAAAGUUUGGAAAACAGAAAAGAAACAAGCUUGGGUUAAUGAUAAAAAAUUAGAAUGGAAACCAGAGUGGAAGCAAAUUUGGAAGACUGAGAAGAAACAAGCUUGGGUCACUGAUAAGAAAUUAAUUUGGAAAGAGGAGGAUGUUCAAGUUUGGGUACCACAGAAAAAACAAGUAUGGGAAAAUCAAAAGAAAAAGGUUUGGAAAACCGAGUGGAAGAGCAAAUGGGUUCCAGUACAUAAAAACGUUCAAGUGCCUGAGUGGAAAAAAAUUUGGAAACCCGUUUGGGAAAAGGUUUGGGUACAAGCACCAGUUCAUCACGAGGAUGAAGGAUACAAGUAUAAAUAAAUUUUUUUUUUUUCAAUCAAGCAAAUGAAAAAAAAAAAAAAAAAUUUCGUUAUAAAAAUGAAUGAAAAAUUCUGAAUUUCAUUUCUAUUUUGUGAAAAUGUUCAGAAUAUUUUUGUUUAUUUUUAUUUAUAGGCAUUAAAAAAAGAAAAUUGUUUUCUGGAGAAUUGUGUUAAAAUUCUUUUGGGAACGAAAAUUUGUUGAAUUGUCAAUUGUCGAGGAUUUAAUUAAUAUUGAGUUUGAUUGAUCCUCUAUUUUUAAUUGUUAUAUUUCUGCCAUUGUAAAGGGAUGAACAAUAGGAAAAAAAACGAUUAAUGCUGAGAAAUAUAUAUAUAUAAUUUCAUGAUUUUAUAAACAGAGAACAAAAACGAAGCUUUAAAUCGUUAUAAUGAAAAAACGUAUACAAGGAAAAUAACAUCGAAUUGUAUAUGAUACCUGAAUACUGUUAAAUAAUUAUCAUUUUCGUCUGUAAAUAAUGUUAAAUUUUUUUUUUGCUAUUGUAAGCGGAACUUUAGAAUUAAGGUAUUUUUUUGUACGAAUUGAGAAAUGAAUAUUUUUUUUUAUAUGAAUAAAAAUAUGUUUUUCUAGAAAGAA
Messenger RNA from Leptopilina boulardi, 2006 nucleotides. RefSeq lists its product as uncharacterized. The transcript has 3 exons. Lineage: Eukaryota; Metazoa; Arthropoda; Insecta; Hymenoptera; Figitidae. The coding region runs from base 216 to 1415 and encodes 399 amino acids. The record is from RefSeq and is a predicted model, not a curated record.